AUGCAUCGGCUGAUAAAAGAAGAAUCCAGCUACAGAACGAGCAGCCUUGAAAAUGCAACUCGAGAGCAGAGCAAAGAAAAGCUGCACAUGAAACUCUGCAGUGGGUCCUGCCAUGCUGAGCAAAUUCUCCAGACUCUGAAUUCCUACCGGCAGAGCGGCAUCUUCACAGACGUGGUGCUCUUGAUUGAUGGGCAGGAGUUCCCCUGCCAUCGGGCCACCUUGUCAGCCAACAGCACCUACUUCCGGGCCAUGUUCGGUGGUAGCCUCAAGGAAGGCCAUCAAGACAUCAUCAACAUCCAGAAGAUCUCUGCCUCCACCAUGAGCCUCCUCCUGGACUAUAUGUAUGGGGGAAACAUAGUCAUUCAGGAAGACAAUGUUGAAGAUAUCUUAGAGCUAUCCGACUUGCUUCAGAUCUCCAAGCUCACAGAUGCGUGUGUCACCUUCCUUGAAGGCCAGCUUCACCCAUGCAACUGCUUGGGCAUCCUGAAGUUCGCCAACUCAUUCUCUAUCACCUCCCUGGCUGAGAAGAGCAAGAGGUUUAUGCUAGAAGGCUUCGUGGAGGUGUCAUGUCAUGAGGAGUUCCUGGAGCUGAGCGUGAAGGAGCUGGUCAAGUAUCUGUCAGAUGAGCAGCUGGUAGUCCCCAAGGAGGAAGUGGUCUUCGAAGCGAUGAUGCGGUGGGUACGGCAUGAUGUUGUCACCAGGAAAGGAGCUUUGAAAGAUCUCCUUGAGCACGUGCGCCUCCCUCUGCUGGAUCCCAUGUACUUCCUGGAAAAGGUUGAAAUGGAUGAGCUCAUCCAGGACUCCAAGGAGUGCAUCCCUUUACUGCAUGAAGCACGGAAGUACUAUAUCCUUGGGAAUGAAGUCAGCUCUCUGCGGUCAAGACCUAGGAGGUUCAUGGAAUUAGCAGAGGUCAUAGUAGUUAUAGGCGGCUGUGAUAAGAAAGGCCUCUUGAAGCUCCCCUUCACUGAUAUGUACCACCCGAAGAGCAGGCACUGGACAGCACUCUCCAGCGUGCCAGGGUACACCAAAUCGGAGUUUGCAGCCUGCACCCUAAAGAAUGACGUGUAUAUAUCAGGAGGGCACAUCAACAGCAGCGAUGUUUGGGUGCUGAGCUCCCAGCUGAACGUCUGGAUCAAAGUUGCCUGUCUGCACAAGGGCAGAUGGAGACACAAAAUGGCGACUCUUCAGGGCAAGAUCUACGCGGUGGGGGGGUUUGACAGCUUUUACCGCCUGGCCAGCGUGGAAUGCUACGAUACGUUCUCCAACAGCUGGUCGGCUGUCGCCCCUUUGCUGGAAGCGGUGAGCUCGGCGGCUGUGGUCCCCUGUCUGAACAAGCUCUACGUGAUUGGGGGCGCUGUGGACGACAGCGCAAACACAGACAAGGUCCAGUGCUAUAAUCCUGAGGAGAACAAAUGGACAUUCCUGUCUCCCACCCCCUUCUAUCAGAGGUGCAUUAAUGCUGUCUCCUUGGACAACAUGAUAUACGUUGUGGGUGGACUCCUGAGUAAAAUCUUCUGCUACGAUCCCAGAAAAGACACCUGGAGAGAAGUGGCCACUCUCCCAGGACCUCUGGAGAGCUGUGGGGUGACGGUGUGCGGUGGGAAGAUCUACAUCCUGGGCGGCCGGGAUGAGAAUGGGGAAGGCACGGACAAAGCUUUCACCUUUGACCCAGCGACGGGGAACGUGGCGCAGCAGCCCCCGCUGCAACGCUGCACCAGUUACCACGGCUGCGUUACCGUUCUCCAGCGUGUGAGCAGAUGA
Messenger RNA from Mauremys mutica (yellowpond turtle), 1761 nucleotides. RefSeq names its product kelch like family member 35 (gene KLHL35). Lineage: Eukaryota; Metazoa; Chordata; Testudines; Geoemydidae. The transcript has 6 exons. The coding region runs from base 1 to 1761 and encodes 586 amino acids. The record is from RefSeq and is a predicted model, not a curated record. Gene Ontology annotation, molecular function: protein binding.